Messenger RNA from Cuscuta europaea, 2376 nucleotides. The record is from the annotation of a GenBank genome assembly. NCBI's taxonomy places the organism in Eukaryota, Viridiplantae, Streptophyta, Magnoliopsida, Solanales, Convolvulaceae.
AGAGCCCUUAUCCUCAUCCCAAGUCCUAACGAAUCAAUUUUGCAGCCUCUCACUUCAUUCCUCCCAAGCUUUUCCCGAGAGUGAGUGAGUGAGCAAUGGAGAUAGCUAUUGGUUCGCAUUCUUCUAUCUCUCCCGCUCCUCUACCUCCAAGAACCCAUAUUCAUGUUACCACAAAAAGCUCCAGUCUGUCUUUACGUUUCUUAAAAAACAGCUUCUUUGGCAGCAAAUUGGCUUCUUGUUUGACAGCGGAAGCUCCAUUUCGGUUUAGCUCAGGAAACCUAUUUCGGAGUUCUGUCAAAUGCUCAUCUUCUCCGGCCACUGAAGUCUCUACCGAAAAACGGAGCCAUGUCAUGAGGAGAAGUGACAUAAGGAAUAUUGCAAUUGUGGCUCAUGUCGACCAUGGAAAGACUACAUUGGUGGAUGCAAUGUUGAGACAAGCAAAGGUUUUCAGAGACAAUCAGUUUGUAAAGGAGAGGAUAAUGGAUUCAAAUGAUCUGGAACGUGAAAGGGGAAUAACUAUACUUAGCAAAAACACCUCAAUUACUUACAAUGAUACAAAAAUAAAUAUAAUUGACACCCCUGGCCAUUCAGACUUUGGAGGUGAAGUGGAACGCAUCCUUAACAUGGUGGAAGGAGUUCUUUUAGUGGUAGAUUCUGUGGAGGGUCCAAUGCCACAAACAAGAUUUGUUUUGAAGAAGGCCUUGGAAUUUGGCCAUGCUGUGAUUGUUGUUGUCAAUAAAAUUGACAGGCCUUCUGCUAGGCCAGACUUUGUAGUCAAUUCCACUUUUGAGCUUUUCAUUGAACUCAACGCAUCAGACGAACAGUGUGACUUCCAGGUAAUAUACGCAAGCGGCAUCAAGGGAAUAGCAGGGCUUGAAACUGAGAAUUUGGCAGACGAUCUUGGACCACUUUUUGAGUCCAUACUUAGAUGCAUUCCUGGACCGUGUAUUGAAAAAGACGGUGCACUUCAAAUGCUUACUACAAAUAUUGAAUAUGAUGAUCAUAAAGGGCGUAUAGCUAUCGGGCGUGUACAUGCUGGAACUUUGCAUAGAGGAAUGGAUGUGCGGAUAUGUACAUCAGAGGAUAGUUUCCGAUUUGGCAGAGUUAGUGAACUUUUUGUGUAUGAGAAGUUCUAUAGGGUUCCUGCAGAAAGCGUGGAAGCUGGUGAUAUCUGUGCUGUUUCUGGCAUUGGUGAUAUUCAGAUUGGGGAGACUAUUGCAGAGAAAAGUAACGGAAAGCCAUUACCUACCAUAACAGUUGAAGAACCCACAGUGAAAAUGGCAUUUUCUGUCAAUAUUUCCCCAUUUGUUGGUCGUGAGGGUAAGUAUGUCACAAGUAGAAACUUAAGAGACCGUUUGUCCCGUGAGCUCGAGAGAAAUCUAGCCAUGAAAGUUGAAGAUGGUGAAACUGCAGACUCAUUUAUUGUUAGUGGACGGGGAACUUUGCACAUUACCAUAUUAAUUGAGAACAUGCGAAGGGAAGGGUUUGAGUUCAUGGUCGGACCUCCCAAAGUAAUCAAUAAAAGAGUGAAUGACAAGUUGCUGGAACCUUAUGAGAUUGCUAUAGUAGAGGUUCCUGAAGAACACAUGGGGUCCGUGGUGGAACUCCUUGGUAAAAGGCGCGGGCAAAUGUUUGAUAUGCAAGGGGUUGGGUCAGAAGGAACAACUCUCCUGAAAUAUAAAAUACCAACCCGCGGUCUUCUUGGACUGAGAAAUGCAAUCUUGACUGCUUCACGAGGAACUGCCAUUCUCAACACUAUUUUUGAUAGCUAUGGACCGUGGGCGGGCGAUAUUUCUACACGGGAUCAGGGUUCACUGGUUUCUUGUGAGGAUGGAACAAGCACGUCUUACGCUCUAUCUAGCUCACAAGAAAGGGGGCAAAUGUUUAUAAAACCUGGGGUCGAUGUUUAUAAAGGCCAAAUAGUUGGCAUUCAUCAGCGCCCCGGUGACUUGUCUCUCAAUGUCUGCAAGAAGAAAGCUGCAACCAACAUUCGUUCAAACAAAGAGCAAACAGUGGUUCUUGACACCCCACUGGAUUAUAGCCUGGACGACUGCAUAGAGUACAUUGAAGAAGAUGAGUUGGUUGAAGUUACUCCCCUCAGUAUCCGCAUGUGCAAAAAUCCAAAGCUCUCGAAGAGGACAAAGUAAGAACUUAUUUACGGAGGAGAUCAUUUAACCCACAACAAUUCUGUAAAGUGUUCUCAAUAAUUUCAGACCACUACUAUAUAAUUCCAUAAGCGUGAUCAUAGUUAUAUAAAGUGGUGUAGAAAAUAUUGGUCCUAUUCACACAUAGAAUUCCAUUCAAAUAAAAAUAAGAGAUAAUCUUAGCCAUUUAUGUGAACAAUUGAAUGAAAGAGAUCCAUUUUAGUAAUUAAGA